AUGGACAUGGUAUUCUCAAGCCUCGAUGAUUGUUAUUCAAUGUAUGUUAAGUAUGCCAAGGAGUGUGGGUUUUCAGUCAGGAAAGGGACUACAAAGACAAACUCUAAAGGUGUCUUACAUAUUAAGUAUUACUUGUUUACGAGAUCUGGGUUAUACAAGGACAAGAAGGUUGAUACGUUGGACCCCAAUCAAAAGGAGCGAGUAGACAGAUCCAACUUUUCAAAGAGGACUGAUUGUGGUGCACUGUUAUGUGUACUUUUUGAGGCUGGAUCAUGGAAGGUGUAUAAGUUUGUCGAGGAGCACAAUCAUGAUCUUGUUGAACGUCCUAAUAAGCAUUUUCUUCCAACUGAACGACACCUCACUCAUCUCUAG
Messenger RNA from Helianthus annuus (common sunflower), 372 nucleotides. RefSeq names its product protein FAR1-RELATED SEQUENCE 11-like. Lineage: Eukaryota; Viridiplantae; Streptophyta; Magnoliopsida; Asterales; Asteraceae. Bases 1 to 372 code for a protein of 123 amino acids. The transcript has a single exon. The record is from RefSeq and is a predicted model, not a curated record.